GGAGUCCGGGGCACGCCGACCUCUCUCGGGCUUGUAGGGGACCGGCAGUCACCAGCGUGGAAGCGCGCCGCCCGCCAGGCCGCCCUCGACCCGCCCAGACGCUUCGCCCCGCCCGGAUAUUCCCGGCAAGUGGCCGAACCAGCCUGACGAGCCCAACUCGCCGGGGCUCCCAGCAGCAGCAGGUGGCCCCGACUUCCCAGAUUCGCGCUGUCCGGUUGCGCUCCGGAGCCCGGUCGGCUGUCCUCGCCGGCGGGAUGGAGGCGGACGGGGACCCGGAGGAGCUCGCCCGUCUGCGCUCCCUCUUCGCUGCCUGCGACGCGAACCGCUCCGGGCGCCUGGAGCGUGAGGAGUUCCGCGCGCUGUGCACCGAGCUGCGAGUGUUGCCGGCCGAUGCCGAGGCCGUGUUCCAGCGGCUGGACGCCAAUAGCGACGGUGUCAUCACCUUCCAGGAGUUCGCGCGCGGCUUCCGCGGGGCCCGGCGCGGAGGACGGCGCCGGGGCUGGGGGCCACUGGAGCCCGCGCCUGCUACUGCGGAGCCGGGACCCCUACCCGCGGACUGCGACGAAGACGUGGACAUUCUGGACGACGCCGCGGAUCUGUCCGCCCCGUGGGGACCGACGAACCCGGGUCGGGCUUGGCAGGACUUCCAGGCGCGACUCGGAGACGAGGCCAAGUUCAUCCCCAGAAAAGAGCAAGUUAGCGUCCUGUAUCAAAACAUCAACCUUGUGGAGCCAAGACUGAUUCAGCCAUAUGAACAUGUGAUCAAGAACUUCAUCCAUGAGAUCAAACUUCAAAGCACAGAAAUGGAAAACCUGGCCAUUGCUGUGAAGAGAGCCCAGGACAAGGCAGCCAUGCAGUUGAGUGAGUUGGAAGAGGAAAUGGACCAGAGAAUUCAGGCUGCAGAACACAAGACCCGGAAAGACGAGAAACGCAAAGCAGAGGAAGCCCUCAGUGAUCUCAGACGUCAGUAUGAAACAGAAGUAGGAGACCUUCAGGUUACCAUAAAAAAACUAAAGAAGCUUGAAGAACAAUCAAAACACAUAAGUCAAAAAGAAGACGUAGCAGCAUUAAAAAAACAAAUUUAUGAUUUAUCAAUGGAAAAUCAGAAAGUUAAGAAAGAUCUUUUAGAAGCACAAACAAACAUAGCCUUUCUUCAGAGUGAACUAGAUGCUUUGAAAAGUGAUUAUGCUGACCAGAGUCUAAAUUCUGAGAGGGAUCUGGAAAUAAUCCGAGAAUACACAGAAGAUCGAAAUAGUCUUGAGAGGCAAAUUGAAAUUCUCCAAACAGCUAACCGGAAGCUGCAUGACAGUAAUGAUGGCCUCAGGAGUGCCCUUGAAAACAGUUACAGCAAAUUCAACAGAUGCUUGCGCAUAAAUAAUGUAUCACCAGGGAAUACGAUAUCUAGAAGCAGUCCCAAAUUUAAUGGUCAUUCUCUUCAACCUCUGGGAUAUGACAGGUCAUCCCGCUCUUCGUAUGUGGAUGAGGACUGUGACUCAUUGGCCCUCUGUGAUCCUAUGCAGAGGAUGAAUUAUGAAGUUGACAGCCUGCCUGAGAGCUGCUUUGACAGCGGCUUGUCUACCCUGAGAGAUCCCAAUGAGUACGACUCUGAAGUGGAAUACAAGCACCAGCGGGGAUUUCGGAAUUCACAGAGGGUGCAGGAGAACUGUGCCGGUGAUGCUUCAGACAUGGAUGUUCCUGAUAUAAGGGAUGAAGAAACAUAUGGUUCAGAAGGUGUGGCUUCUGUUUUAGACUGGAAGUCCCAAGGGUCUAUUAGUGGAGGCAGCAUAGUCAGUUCUUCAAGAAAACCCAUCUCUGCUCUUUCACCCCAGACAGAUGUGGCAGGUGAUAACUCCAAGUCUGCUAGUUCACAGAAGGCUUACAAGAUUGUGCUUGCUGGGGACGCUGCAGUGGGGAAAUCCAGUUUCCUCAUGAGACUUUGCAAGAAUGAAUUUCGAGGAAACACAAGUGCCACAUUGGGAGUUGAUUUUCAAAUGAAAACUCUCAUUGUAGAUGGAGAGCAAACAGUUCUGCAGCUCUGGGAUACAGCUGGGCAGGAGAGAUUCAGGAGCAUUGCCAAGUCUUACUUCAGGAAAGCAGAUGGAGUUUUGCUGCUAUAUGAUGUCACAUGUGAGAAAAGCUUUCUUAAUGUACGAGAAUGGGUAGAUAUGAUUGAGGAUGCAACCCAAGAGGCUAUUCCUAUCAUGUUGGUAGGAAACAAGGCUGAUCUUCGUGACACUGCUACUUCAGAGGGUCAAAAAUGUGUGCCUGCGUAUUUUGGAGAAAAACUGGCCAUGAACUAUGGGGCGUUAUUUUGUGAAACAAGUGCCAAAGAUGGUUCCAAUAUAGUGGAAGCUGUUCUCCAUCUUGCUCGGGAAGUAAAAAAAAGGACUGACGAGGAUGACAGCAAAUCCAUCACCAAUCUGGCUGGGACCAAAAAGUCAACACAGAUGAAGAACUGCUGCAAUGGUUAAACUCCGACAUCUUCAACUGAUGUACACUUCAUUUCCAGAGUACUGAAUUUUGUGACCAGUUUGG
Molecule: messenger RNA, 2535 nt
Organism: Urocitellus parryii (Arctic ground squirrel)
Lineage: Eukaryota; Metazoa; Chordata; Mammalia; Rodentia; Sciuridae
Gene: Rasef
Product: RAS and EF-hand domain containing
Molecular function (GO): calcium ion binding; GTP binding; GTPase activity
Source: RefSeq, a predicted model, not a curated record